Durio zibethinus is the source of this 576-nucleotide messenger RNA. The record is from RefSeq and is a predicted model, not a curated record. Lineage: Eukaryota; Viridiplantae; Streptophyta; Magnoliopsida; Malvales; Malvaceae.
AUGUAUGAAAAUUUUGCAUACUCAUGCGUGGGUCAUCAAUGCCCUUUACAAGAAAAUAUAGCAAGCAUUGACCCCAACGAAAGGUACAUCACAACCAUGACUGACUCCUAUAACAACUAUUUGAAUUGGGAGCCUUUGAUCUCUCUGAUUGGAGUACCCUACUUACUCUCUCUUGGAACGUUUGGGGUGACAUUCUCCCCCACCCAACCUCAUGACGCCCUUGUUACGAAGGAUAACCAUCUUGCCUACCUCUUUCGAAGUGCUUGGCAUGGGUUGAAUGCUCCAGGACCUGCUCUGAUAUCACUUGUCACGGGUCAAAACUCAACCUCUAGGCUCAAUAUCCUGCCUACUCUCAUCGGAGUGCUUGGUGUGACACUAUAUCUAUCCUACAACAUUGUUGAUGGCUCAAUCCCUUCCAUUCCAGGUCAAUUAAUGAAUUUGAUGGAGCUUCAUCUCUCCCACAACAUGCUUGUUGGUCCAAUCCCUUCCUUUUUAGAACAUUUAAGCAAGCUCGUGUUUAGGUUUAUAAACCAGAAUAGAAUUCGAAAGUUUGAUUACAUGUGGGGAAGGUUAUAG